UCCUGUCUUUCUGUCACUCGAUGUUGGGGGAACGACCCAGAGAACGGAAUCCGUGUGGACCCUCCCCUUAUUUCUGCCGAAAGCCCCGAAUCGUGCGCUCGACCAUCCGGGAGUUUUUGGCACCUGAUGUCGUCUUGCGUCCAGUUUGGGGUCAACCUUGCCUCCGAUGACUCCCUGGUGUCCUGUGAGAAAUUGGAGAACCCGAAGUUUGUUGGCCAUGGCGGGUUUGGUGCGGUGUUCCGGGCACAGCAUAGGACCUGGGGCCAUGAUGUUGCGGUCAAGAUCGUGGACUCGGAGGAGAUAUCCAAGGAGGUAAAGGCCAUGGCCAAGCUUCGUAAUGAUUACGUGCUGCCCCUGCUGGGGGUCACUGAAGCCCUGCAUUGGGACCACAUAUCCGGGCCAGCUCUGGUGACUAGAUUCAUGGAGAACGGCUCCCUCACUGGGCUGCUGCAGCCUGAGUGGUCUCCUGAGCGCCCUCGGCCCUGGCCUCUUUGCUGCCGCCUAUUACACGAAGUGGUGCUGGGAAUGAGUUAUCUGCAUGAUCUGGAACUUCUGCACAGGGAUCUCAAACCCUCAAAUGUCCUGCUGGACUCGGAGCUUCAUGCCAAGCUGGCAGAUUUUGGACUAUCUCGAUUUCAGGGAAAGUCACUGUCAGGGGCAGGAUCUCUGGAGUCAGGAGGCACCCUAGCCUAUUUAGCCCCAGAACUGUUAGCUAAUGUAAACCAGAAAGCUUCCAAAGCCAGUGAUAUAUACAGCUUUGGAAUCCUCAUGUGGGCGGUGCUAGCUGGAAGAGAAGCAGAGUUUGUGUCUGAGUCACUAAUCUGUGAUCAAGUCAGUGGACGGCACAUCCGACCCCCACUGUCAGAGUUGCCUCCAUCCAGCCCUGAGACUCGUGGCCUGGAAGAACUGAAGGAGUUGAUGCAGCGCUGCUGGAGCCAUGAGCCCAGUGAGAGGCCCGACUUCCUGGACUGCCAACCAAAAACCAAAGAAGCUUGCUCCUUCGUUCAGGACAAGAUGGAUGCCACUGUCCUCAUGGUGAAGACAUUUCUAUCUAAGGAUAGGAACAGCAACUGGAGCUUGUCUGUUCCAGAACUGGACCAGAGAGGACCAGAAAUGGAUGGCUGGGAGACAAAAACUACUAGAAGCCAGUGCUCUUCAACUGGGUCCACAGUUUCUGAAAUGUUAAACAGCCUGACUCUAAAUAGAGUUCCCAGCGCAUAUCCUGAAAAAGGCACAAGACUUACUAAGGAGAGUACAGCACAGGAAGAGAAGGGCUGGCAUUCUGGGAGAGUAGGAACAUCUGCAGAUUCAAUGGCCAGAACUCCUCAAAUACCCGAGACCUUACAUUUUAGAAACCACAUGCCUAGAUCCACUCCAGGACCUGGCCACCAAAGGAAUCAGGGGGCUCAGAGAAAUGAUGGCAACUGUUCCUCCAGGACCUCAAGCCCAGGGUCUAUGACCUUCUCCCACUGUGUUGGGGUGCAGAUUGGAAGCCACAACGAAAUGACUGUACCUCUGAGACCUGACUUUCCUACGCAGAGCCCAGCACCAUCUCCCAUGCGUAGGGGUUGGCAGCCCCCCUACAAGUAGGUUCAACAGAAAGCCUGCAAGAACCUAUGCCAGAGUGGGGCCACACAGAAAUCACAAUGGAAUAAAAGCAAAAGCUAAGCUGCCAGCAAGAGUCAAAACAGCCAGCGUCACCUUCUCAACAUUUGUCUGCGAAGACUGUCAAACUAGUGCCCAAACUUGAUGUAACUAAGCCCUCAGGAAACAAUAAAUGUAUUUGAAUGCCA
This is a messenger RNA of Dipodomys ordii (Ord's kangaroo rat), 1793 nucleotides long. RefSeq names its product receptor-interacting serine-threonine kinase 3 (gene Ripk3). Gene Ontology annotation, biological process: protein phosphorylation. Lineage: Eukaryota; Metazoa; Chordata; Mammalia; Rodentia; Heteromyidae. The transcript is spliced from 10 exons. The coding region runs from base 127 to 1590 and encodes 487 amino acids. Gene Ontology annotation, molecular function: JUN kinase kinase kinase activity; ATP binding. The record is from RefSeq and is a predicted model, not a curated record.